AUGGAGGCCAAUUCAGAGGUUGUGCAGUUACCGAUCAGGGAAACAUCUGACAGAGCAGCGCCGGUUGAGAAGAUUGUGUCUGUCCCCCGGAUCAACCACAUCAUCACGGAGGACCGCAACUGUGGUCACUCCCUGCAGUCAAGCAAUGCUUGUUCACCGAGCCCGGCUGUAGCUGUCCUGGCUCUUGCUAGAAGGACAGGCAACGCUUACCACGAGGACCAGAACUAA
Messenger RNA from Puccinia triticina, 228 nucleotides. RefSeq lists its product as uncharacterized. Lineage: Eukaryota; Fungi; Basidiomycota; Pucciniomycetes; Pucciniales; Pucciniaceae. The coding region runs from base 1 to 228 and encodes 75 amino acids. The record is from RefSeq and is a predicted model, not a curated record. The transcript has 2 exons.